CAGAGACAAGAAGGAAACGGAGCAAAGGACGAGAAGACAAAACUGAGACGAAGCAAAGGAAGAGGUGAACAGGAGAGGAGUCAUGCUGACCUGUUUCCGUGGCAACCGAGAGGAAUUUUAUGGCGAAGUUCUCCUAUUGGAUGAGAGGAAGAUUACAUUAACGGGCAAUCAAGGCCUCAAAAAGUCCUCACGGGCAGCGGCCAUCUUGGACCAGGUGUUUUCUCUGCUGCAGGUGGAGGAAGUGGAGUUUUUUGGUUUGAGGUUCUGUGAUGACAAACAGCAGAUGCACUGGUUGGAUCCUUCCAGAACAAUCUACCAACACAGAGAGCUUAUUGGACCUCCGUACAUUUUCUACUUUGGAGUUAAAUUUUAUGUCGAGGAUCCGUCCAAACUGAAGGAGGAAACUACACGGUUUCAGUUUUACCUGCAGGUGUGUCAGGAUGUGCGGCGAGGUCGACUGUCUUGCCCCGCCUACCUCAAACCUCGACUCUUUGCACUGAUGCUGCAGGCUGAUGGAGGGGAGUGGAGGAAGGCGGAGCAGAGGGAGGUGGGGCAGGUGGAGGCGGGGCAGAGGGAGGCGGGGCAGAUGGAUGACAAAGUCAAAGACAUCUACAGAUCAAUUGGUGGUGUCUCUCGCCCUCAGGCUCAGUCCCUCGUCCUCUCUCUCUCCAGUUCUCUGCAGAUGUUUGGAGUUUUUCUGUUCGCUGCAUACGGUGAAAACCAAACUGAGUACUUCCUGGGUCCAACUCCAGUGGGAGUGGUCAUCUACAAGAACAAAGUGCUGGCGAGCAGAAGUCUAGAUGGGGAUCGACCAAUCAGAAAGAAGGGCAGGAGGUCUCGUUCCCAUGGCAACACAAGCAGUGGCAGCGAAUCAGAAAAGCCGGGGAGUAACCGGGAGCGACGUAGUAGAAGUUCAAAGAAUCGCGGUUGCCAUGGUGACAAUAAGUCCCGGUCCCGAGCCCGAUCAUGCAGUCCUGAUGCACAAACAUGGAGACACAUCCAGAAGCAGCUGGUGGAGCAUGAAGGUUUAAUUGACAGGCAGACAGAGGAAAUUCAUUUUAUGGAAGUGAGAGUUUUGGGAGAGCCAAUUAGAAGACGCCAUGCUCCAAGGGGGCGGAGACAUCGACAGUGGGCAUCGACUUCAAAUCGAGAAUCAAACACCAAAAUGGUUCCUCCUCUUCCUGUUACCAAAGCAACCAUUACUUCAGGACAUUUACCCACAAUUCCCUGAGUCAAACGUCUCUUUACCAAGCAUGGAUCCCUGAAAGAAAGAGAGAACUACAGGGACUAUCACGUAGAUUAUUUAAGAGUUCACUACAGAGUGUACAAUAGAGUACACUUCAGAGUGUACUACAGAGUGUACUUCAGAGUGUACUUCAGAGUGUACUUCAGAGUGUACUACAGAGUGUACUUCAGAGUGUACUUCAGAGUGUACUACAGAGUGGACUACAGAGAUUACUACAGAGAGUACUACAGAGUGUACUACAGAGAUUACUACAGCGAGUACUACAGAGUGUACUACAGUGUACUACAGAGUGUACUUUAGAGUGUACUUCAGAGAUUACUACAGAGUGUACUACAGAGUUUACUACAGAGUGUACUACAGAGAUUACU
Molecule: messenger RNA, 1614 nt
Organism: Labrus bergylta (ballan wrasse)
Lineage: Eukaryota; Metazoa; Chordata; Actinopteri; Labriformes; Labridae
Source: RefSeq, a predicted model, not a curated record